Penicillium antarcticum is the source of this 558-nucleotide messenger RNA. Its product is annotated as TRAPP subunit TRS20. Gene Ontology annotation, cellular component: cytoplasm; TRAPP complex; nucleus. NCBI's taxonomy places the organism in Eukaryota, Fungi, Ascomycota, Eurotiomycetes, Eurotiales, Aspergillaceae. Gene Ontology annotation, biological process: endoplasmic reticulum to Golgi vesicle-mediated transport. The record is from RefSeq and is a predicted model, not a curated record. The transcript has 2 exons. The coding region runs from base 1 to 558 and encodes 185 amino acids.
AUGUCCUACUAUUUUACCAUUCUGUCGCCGACCGACACCCCUCUAUUCAACAUCGCAUUCGGUACAUCCAAGGGAGGUGGCGAUGGCAUUGCCCGGUUCCGCUUCCCGGAGACCGCGCAGUACAUGAACCAGUUCAUAAUCCACUCGAGUCUGGACAUCUUGGAGGAAGCGCAAUGGACGAACGGUGCAAUGUAUCUCAAGCACAUCGACACAUACCCACCUGCCGCAGCCUACAUCUCCGCAUUCCUCACCCCAAGCGGCGCACGUUUUCUCCUCCUCCACCAACCCCCGCACCUCCCCUCUUCAACCAGCACAGGCAGCGGCCUCGGGUCUUCAUCAUUGCUAGGCUCAGCCGGAUCCACAACCCGUGCUUCGUCAAGCUCCGUCGCCGCAAACCCUACAUCCCCGCAGACCGAGGAGGCAGUGCGCCAAUUCAUGAACGAGGUGUAUGAGAACUACGUCAAGACGGCAAUGAGUCCAUUCUACAAACAGGGUAUGGAGAUCAAGAGCCCUGUUUUCCGAACGAGAGUUACGGCUGCCGGGAAAAAGUGGCUGUAA